Messenger RNA from Hermetia illucens (black soldier fly), 625 nucleotides. Its product is annotated as adult cuticle protein 1-like. NCBI's taxonomy places the organism in Eukaryota, Metazoa, Arthropoda, Insecta, Diptera, Stratiomyidae. The record is from RefSeq and is a predicted model, not a curated record. Bases 134 to 577 code for a protein of 147 amino acids. The transcript has 2 exons.
CUGAAAUCGAGUUUCCGUCUAACCAAUGAGUAACCCUUUGUUGAACUUGUUUGGGUGUUCAUGCAUUUUCAUAUAAAAGUCGAUCAAAAAUUUGAAUAGAUAUCAAACGGAAAACAGUACUCCAAUAAUCAACAUGAAAUUCGCCGCCGUCGUAGUCUUGUUGGCUUUGGCCUUUGGAAUUGAAGCUUCAAUUAUUCCAUUGGCACCAGCACAUGGUCCAUCUCUUACCGUCAGUGGACCAGCUCUUGUUGCUGCUGCACCAGCUUGGGGACAUGCUGCAUGGGCUCCAGCUGCUUCAUGGGCUCCUCAUAGUGCCUGGGCCGCUCCAGCUGCUGUUGCCGUUGCACCAGCCGCUAUCGCCACUCACGCCGCCAUUGCCCCUGCUGCCAUCGCCACUCAUGCCGCCAUUGCCCCUGCUGCCAUCGCCACUCACGCCGCCAUUGCACCAGCUGCUCCAUGGGGUCAUGAAGGAAGCUAUGUUGCUAAAACCCGUGGUGCCGUCCAUGUUGCUCCAUUAGCCGGACAUGCUCAUUCCGCUGCUUCCAUUAAUCUCCAACCAGCACCAGGAACUAUCUAAAUACUGACAUGGCAAUAAAUGAAAUAAAAUCUUAAUUUAUUGGAAUAA